Anthonomus grandis grandis is the source of this 5844-nucleotide messenger RNA. RefSeq names its product fibrillin-2-like. Bases 112 to 5721 code for a protein of 1869 amino acids. NCBI's taxonomy places the organism in Eukaryota, Metazoa, Arthropoda, Insecta, Coleoptera, Curculionidae. The transcript has 25 exons. Gene Ontology annotation, molecular function: calcium ion binding. The record is from RefSeq and is a predicted model, not a curated record.
GACGUUCUUUUGGUCCGCGCAGCAAGUGACAUAAGAGGCGGUUUCAUAUUGUCUUGACGGUGCACCAGGUGCAUUAAAGACUUAACUCGCGAGAGCGUAGUUUUUUUUAACAUGUGGUUUUUGGUGAGGAAUAAGAGUGGGGUUGCUGUUUUAGGGAUAUUGUUAAUAUGUGUUCAUCUAAGCGAAGAAAAUCAUCGUCAUUUAAAAAAAUCUAAAUUAAGAAAUGAAAAGCACUCAGUGAAAACGACCGCUGAUUCAGACAUAUGCUCAAUAGAUAAUGGUGGCUGCGAGCACAUAUGCAAACCAAAAUUGGGUAGUGCCAAGUGCUUAUGUAAACCUGGGUUUCGAUUAAGCAAAAAUGGCCAAAACUGUGAAGAUAUUAACGAAUGCCAUCUAAGAAAUGGGCACGGACCUUGUCAAGGAACUUGUCACAACACUUUUGGUUCCUAUAAAUGCACAUGCGAUUCAAAAGGUACCAAAUUGGCACUAGAUGGUCACACGUGUGCGGACAUCAAUGAGUGUACCGAAAAAACUUCUGGUUGCUCCCACAGCUGCAUCAAUGUUCAUGGAAAAUCUUUUUGCACGUGCCCUGAGGGAAUGGAACUUGGUGCAGAUAGAAAAACUUGUGAAGACAUUGAUGAAUGUGCCAAUCCCAAAAUUACAUCUGGCUGCAUACGUGGCUGUAUUAACAUCAUAGGGUCAUUUUAUUGUAUCAGUAAUAAUGAUAAAGGGUAUCAGUCUGAUCAAGAAGCUAAUGAUGAAGAGGAAGAAGAGUAUGACGAAUAUGAUGAAGAGUAUGAAGGCGAAGAAUACGAUGAUGAGAAUUAUAAAGAUGAAGAUAAUGCUGGCAAAGAUGGAGAGAGAAAAGAAGAAAAUCUUAAAAAAGAAUCAGAGGAUACUAGCCUUAAUGAAGUAAUUCUGGAAAAAGAAGGGGGUAGUAAAGUAAUGGAAGAAACAGAUCAGUAUGAUGAUGAUGAUGAUGAUAAUGAUGAUGUUGGGGAAGUAAAAGUCGAAGCCAAAGAAUCUUCUCAAAUAGGAAACACUGAAGAGAACGACAGUGAAAAUCUACAUGAAAUGACCGAAAAAUUUGAUGAGGAGUUAGAUUCAAAAAAUAAUGAGUUAGAAAUUCCUAACGAAGUGGCAAAGACUACAGAGCAUCAGUUCAUAACAACUACGGAAGCAGAUUUUAUCAAAUCGGCAAAAGAUAUACAGGAAGAAAUCGUGGAUGAAGCAGCUGAAAAAGUGAUAGAUUCUAGUUCAGAAAUUAAUAAUAUUGAGGUCAACAAAGAAAAUGAUAAUGACGAAGAGUCUGAAAAACAGGUAGGUUCUAGUUCAGAAUCAAAUAACAUUGAGAUCGAUAGAAAAGAUGAUAACGAUGAAUACGAAGAAGAUUACGAUGAAUAUGAAGAAGAAUAUGAUGAGAAUAGCAAGGCUGAAAAAUCGCUAAAGGAAGACGUUACGACUACACUUUCAAACAUUGAACCACCAUACCAAAGACCCACCCAGGAGCCAACUAUUAUUGAAACCACUACACCUGCCAUAGAAGUAGAUACAAUAACGACAAUAGAAAAUACCCCCUACUCCAGUACACACGCUUCGGUUGAAGCUACUGUUUUUGAAUCAUCUAGAAGGAAUGAUGUUGAUAAUGAAGUUGAUGAAUCAAGUAAAGAGGAUGAAGAAGAAGAAGGAGAAUACUAUGAGGAAUAUGAUGAUGAAAUUGAAGAUAUCAAAAAAAUAAUACCAGAAACGACUACAUUAAAACAGUGUCAAGAAGGGUUUGAACUAGCUGACAGUGAAUGUGUCGAUCUGAAUGAAUGUGAAAACGGGCUGAACACUUGCUCUCACACUUGUGAAAACACUAUUGGAAGCUAUCAAUGCCUCUGUCCACAAGGAUUCCAGAUAUCUAAAGAAAAUUCUACACAAUGUAUCGAUAUUGAUGAAUGUAUUGCAAAUCCUUGUUCACAUAUUUGUUUUAACACUUUAGGUAGUUUUGAAUGUCACUGUCCAGAAGGAUUGACCUUAGAAAACGUAACGCAAUGUAUUAAUUUGUCUUGUUCACACGCCAGUACUAAGAUCGAUGGUGUGUUUCAGUGUACUUGUCCUCCAGGAUUCGUUUUAGGAUCUGAUAGUAGAACUUGCGAAGACGUAGACGAAUGUCUUAUAGAAAACACUUGCUCACAUUAUUGUGAAAACAUAGUGGGAUCAUUCAAAUGUGCUUGUCCUUCUGGUUAUAAGCUAGAUCUAGAUGAAAAGCAUUGCGUUGAUAUAGACGAAUGUUUACAAGAAGGUGUUUGCGAACAAAUUUGCAAGAAUUUACCUGGAAGCUUCCAAUGUUUGUGUGAAGAAGGCUUCAAAUAUGAUCCAGUAGACAAUUUAUGUUUAGACAUCAAUGAAUGCGAUAAAUCUCUUAAUUUAAGCCAAUGCCAACAGCUUUGCGUUAAUUAUGAUGGCGGUUACGAAUGUGGAUGUUUUAACGGUUACGUGAUAUCUCCAGAUGAUAUUCAUUGUAAUGAUCUAAACGAAUGUGACGUUGAUAACGGACAUUGCAGUCAAAUUUGCGAGAAUUUACCUGGUAGUCAUUCGUGUAGCUGUAAAGAAAACUAUAUUUUACAAAACGACAAUAUAACAUGUGUUUUGGAAAAUCCCUGCCUAAAAGACAAUGGUGGUUGUUCCCAUGAAUGCGUUUUUGAAAAAGAUCGACCUAUAUGCAAAUGUCCAGAAAGAUAUUCCUUGGUGGAUGAGAAAGCGUGUGUUUUAAAUGAUCCAUGUCUUAGCGAAAAUGGAUUAUGCUCACAUAUUUGUAUAAACGAUAACGGACAAGCUAAAUGUGAAUGCCCACCAGGUUUUAGCUUGGAAAAUAAUACUAAAUGUACAGAAAUCAAUCAAUGUCUUUUUAAUAAUGGUAACUGUUCACAUUUUUGUGAAUACCUUGAUCACCGGGUUCACUGCAGUUGCCCAGAGCUUCACACUUUGGUCAAUAAUACCUUGUGCAUUGAAAACAAUCCUUGUGAACACAAUAAUGGUGGCUGUUCUCAUACUUGUGAGUUUAUGGAUCACAAGGUCAUUUGCAAAUGCCCUGAUACUCACGAUUUGAGAAACCAAACACACUGUGUGGAAAGGAAUCCUUGCUUAAUUGAAAAUGGAGGCUGCUCUCAUAAGUGCAUUUUUAUAAAUGGAACGAUGACUUGCGGAUGUCCUGAAAACUUUACACUAGAAGGAAAAAUGUGCUACAAAAUCGACCCUUGCCUUGUAAACAAUGGAGGUUGUUCUCAUACAUGCUUUUCUGAUGAUAUCGGAGAAAUAAAGUGUAGUUGUCCAGAUAAUUAUCGCUUGAGUAAUAAUACAAAUUGUAUUCUGGACGACUUGUGUCAAAAAGAAAAUGGAGGCUGCAGUCAUAUUUGUGAUUUCGCAAGUGAAAAGGUUGUGUGUUCCUGUCCAAGCGGAUAUGAAUUGAUUGAUUCUAGAUUUUGUAAAAAGCAAAACUCUUGUGAUUUGGAUAAUGGUGGCUGUUCGGACUUUUGCCAAGAUAUCUCUGGAAAUGCCAAGUGCACAUGUCAAGAAAAUUAUAUUCUGGAUUCAGAUAACAAAACAUGUAUAAUAGCUGAUCCUUGUUCCAAAGCUAAGUGCUCUCAUUUUUGUAAGAAUGACAAUGACGAGGCUCAGUGCUACUGCCCAGUGCACCAUGACCUAAUAAAUGACACUGAAUGUGUUAAAAUCGACCCGUGUCUAAUCAACAAUGGAGGAUGCUCACACGAAUGUGAAUUUGUCAAUAACGAAGUUAUAUGUUCUUGUCCUGAAGGCUACAAAUUGGAACAAAAGUCUUGCGUACUAGUAAACCCGUGUUUGGAGAAAAAUGGCGGUUGUUCUCAUGCCUGUACUGCAAUCAAUGGGCAUGCCAUAUGCCGAUGUCCUCCUGAUUAUGAGCUUAUUGAUAAAACUUGUUUUAAACUGAACCCAUGCGCCAUAAACAACGGCGGUUGUUCGCAUGGAUGUUCAAACGCCUUUGGUGAAGCAAAAUGUUUAUGUCCUCCGGGUUAUAAGCUCUUCGGGAAGAAGUGUUUGGAUGAAGAUCCUUGCAAGAAAAGAAAUGGCGGAUGCUCGCAUUUCUGUCAAAAUGUUGAAGGACAGCGAAUCUGUAGUUGUCCCAAAGGUUUCCUGUUACGCCCUAACAAAAAAGCCUGCAAAGAUAUUAACGAAUGCAGAAUCGACAGGGGUGGUUGCUCCCAUGGCUGCAAAAAUACACAGGGCUCUUUCGAGUGUACUUGUCCGGUAGGCUUCCAUUUGGAUACAGAUUUAAAAACUUGUAUUGAUAUUGAUGAAUGCCUUAUUAAUAAUGGAGGGUGUGAAAAGUUCUGUAAGAACUAUAAAGGAAGCUUCAGAUGCGAUUGUCCAGAAGGUCAAGUUUUACAAAGAGAUAGAAAAACAUGCAAGCAAGGCGAAGUACGACAGUGCCGUGUGCCACGAUCUCCGGAAAAUGGCGCUAUGCGCUGUCUCGGUCACCGUACCGAUUUCGGUCUUUUGGUCCCUUCAGGUACCAGAUGUAAUGUUUGGUGUGACGAAGGUUUUAAACUCAAGGGCCAAUCACAGAGAAUAUGCAAUGAGGAAGGAGAAUGGAGUACUUUAGAGGCAGAAUGUGUUGUUGCAACUUGUCCGCCGCUUCCCACUUUCCAGAAUGGCUGGUUCAUACCAGGUAUUUGUAAUACUGGUAAGACUUAUCCAGGAGAGUCUUGCAAUAUUCACUGUCGAGCAGGAUAUAAAGUAUCCGAUCAAAUACAAUCAGUGGCGUGUAUGGACGACUUGAGGUGGUCUACUGAUAUGUCUCAUGAGAUUUUGGAACGUUUUUGUACGAGAGACUCACCAGAAAAUAUCAGGGAUAUCUACAUAAGUUGUCCCAAUGAAGGAGUCCUAAACUAUGUGCUUCCUCCCGGUCAAAAAACUAUGCUAGUAAAGUUUGAACAACCCGAAACAAAUGUAGAUUUUCAACGAUACGUUAUUUCACAACCUUCUUGGGGCAAACGUCUGCAAACAAGUUUAUCAUCGGGGAGCGUAGAGAUCAAGUUUACAGCAGUCCAUGGAAAUCGCACAGUUUCUUGUAGAUUGAAAAUUACCGUGGAGGAUAAAGAAGCACCCCAGACCAUAAACUGUCCCUCCAACUUUGAGAAAACUAUUGACAGAGGACAAUCAAGCACGGUAGUAUACUGGACAGAGCCAAUUUUCCAAGAUAAUGUGGCAAUUAAAGACGUUUAUAAAUCAAGGACACCUGGAUCAGAGUUUGUUGCUGGUUUACAUCACGUCAGCUAUAUAGCAACGGAUUUUUCAGGAAACAGGGCAUCAUGUCGCUUUACAAUUGAUAUUAAAGAAUCAGACGAUCUGGAAGUUCUCAAUUCUCUGCAAACACACCAAUAUACAGUUAACAACAGACGUGCCGACAGUGGAGGAUACUUCAAAGCGGUUCUGGUGUGUCCCAGUGGCAGAACCUACGAGAACUUAGUUAUUCGCGUACCUGAACCUGGUUGCAAAUGGAGGCAUGUCAAAGUGUCAACACCUCUAGAAAAUAGCCUUGGAACACAAUAUGGUACUGUAAUUCACCCGAAACAAUCUGCCAAGCCAUUUUAUAACAAUAAUCUAAAUGUAAAGCCUAAAAUUCAUACCCAAAGUCGCCUUCCUGAUUAUCUGAGGAAUCGUAGAAGAAAGCAGUACUUUAGAUGGGAUAGAAAAUAAUCUAUACGGGGUUGGUGUUGCCAUAAGUUAAUAUAUUUAUAAGAUUAUAUUAUUUUAUGUGUAAAUUUUUUAUGUAAAUUAAUUAGAAGAUAAGUUUCAAAAAAUAAACAGCUAAUUUAUAAA